Messenger RNA from Thyridium curvatum, 807 nucleotides. RefSeq lists its product as uncharacterized. The transcript is spliced from 3 exons. NCBI's taxonomy places the organism in Eukaryota, Fungi, Ascomycota, Sordariomycetes, Thyridiales, Thyridiaceae. Bases 1 to 807 code for a protein of 268 amino acids. The record is from RefSeq and is a predicted model, not a curated record.
AUGGAUGUCCACGUCUCCGCCUCCACUUUCGGUGCCUCUGGAGAGAACAAUCACCGCCCACCUCCCGCUUCGUCCUCGAGUCCUUCCCCUGUUAAUAUGAAACGCUCUCUGGUUCGGUCAAUGGACGACGUAGUGGCGGAUACCGAUCAGGAGGGAUCUGUGUUCACUCCGCUUGCCUCGCCCGAGCCCGAGGACCAGGCUGAACCGCCCGCGCACAAGGAGUCGGCACCCUCUGGCCUGGCAGCAACGCCAGAGCCCCUGACGCAGGUCAACCAAACACACCCUGGAUCAGGCUCACAAGGUGGCUCGACCUCAGAACCCGCUCCCGCCUCUCCGGUUCCUGGCGCACAUGAGAGCCCGGCAACUCGGACGGGUUCAAAGAAGGCCCGCCUUGUCAUAGAACUCGAUGAUCGUCCCGUUCGUGAGAUGCUGCUUCUCGAGUCGAGUUCUGCAAAUGGGGAGGCACCGGCUCAGCGGGAUGAGAACGAAGACCAACGGCUUAGUUUAUCAUCGAGCCCUCCAGCGGCCCGGAGUAGACUCAAGAGAAGGCGCGCCGCGUCCGAAUCGGAUGAUGACUACGCCCCAAGUUCAGCGGGGUCUUCUGAAUGGGUCAGCUCGUCCGUCCACGAGGAUACGAGUGAUGAAAAUGUCGAGUCUGAGGUUGAAAGCGACUUCGCGUCGAGCCCACCUCGCGCCAAGUCCAGCCGUCGAAAGGGGAAGGAUGUUGCCAAGCCUCGGAGUAAGUCUCAAGUUUUCUUUCAUCUCCCUUAUUUCUGCGCAUCUCUCGCUCGCUCUGGUGCUGUUUGA